CUCACUAUUAGUCUGUGGGCCAAAUUGACCAUACGAGUGAUACGAAAGUUCUUCAUUUGACGUUAGUCUUCUAAAAUUCUUUUGGUUCGUUUUAGUGUUAAACAUGGUGAAUUGUGCAGUUUACUUGUGCAAAAGAAGAUCUAAAACUUCAAAUUUACGCAAUCAUAAUGUCUCAUAUCACAAGUUUCCUAGAGAUCCUACAGUAAGACAAGAAUGGAGAAAAUUUUGUAACAGAAGUAAUAAAUGGAACCCUACACAAACAAGUGCCAUUUGCUCGGAUCAUUUUACGCAAUCCAGUUUCAAAAUAUAUUCAAACAUCAAGCGAAUAUUGAACAAAGGGGCAAUACCUACUCUUCGCACCUGUUACUGCUCGAAAACAAAACAAGAACAACAUUAUAAAAAUGAGGAGAUAUUAAAACCCCAACAGCAAACGUCUAAAAAGGCGCCUUCCAAAAAUGUAGAAAUUUCUACGAGUAAGAAGAUUAAAAGUGAUUUGAAUAAAAAAAACAAAAUCAUUAAGAAACUUCGAGAUAACAACCGAUAUUUAAAAGCCAGAGUUAUUACUUUAAAAGAAUGUGUAAAAAAGUUGCAAGAGAAGUCCUCAGUAAUAAAAGAAGAGUGUACUUUAGAAGAAAAAGAAACUUUGGAAAACAAGAACCCGAAAAGGUCAAGGAACAUGAGUAAAGAUCAAGAGGAAGUUGUCGUUCCUACGGAAUGUGGAUUGGCGGAAUGCCGGACAUGUCUCCAGGCGAUUGAUAAUAAUUCAGUUUUGGUCGAUUUAUUUCAAUGCUGGAUACCACCUUGGGAUGGCAUGGAGUCUACUAUAGCUGAGGAUUUAGCAAAACUCGCAAAUGUUCAGAUAACACAAACAGAUAAAUAUUCAAAAGUGAUAUGUGAGCCUUGUUGUCUAAAACUACAGAGUGCAUGUGAUUUUGCUUAUAUUGUACGAAAAAAUGAUAGAUUACUGCGUCAGAGAUAUCCACAAUCACCUGAAAAUAAUGACAAUUGUAAUAAUAUCAAGACAAUAUGGCCUAAACCUAUUCAAAUAGAUAAAAAUAUCAAUGGGACAUAUGAUAAUUACGGGGAUGUCGAUAUUAAGCAAGAAGUGAUGUCGGAAGAUGAAUAUAAUGAAAUGGAUUAUCCUAGAGAAGAAAUGGCUAGUUUAGAUAUUAAAAUUGAACCCGAAGAGUUGAUGCAACCUAUGUUAUUGCAACCUCAGGAACACGAACAAAUUGAUGAGACACAUUCACCUUAUCUGGAGUUAAAUGGACAUGUUUUUCAUGACUUAAAUGAGGAGAUUCCAUUAACAAAUGGUAAUGAUGGUAAAGACGAUCUUCUAGAAAUAAAGGAGGAACCACUUAGUGAUAUAGAUGAUGUAGAUGUUAUACCAACAGAUCUUCCUCUGGUGUGUAUGUUGUGCUGCAAAGAACUGAACAGUGUCACCGGCUUGAAGGCUCAUGUGAUCGCUCAACAUUCUUAUAAAUCAGUGAAAAGAAAGUCUGGAAGUUGUUCACCGGAGAAGAGGAAAAGGAAACAGGAAUUUGUUUGUGGUACAUGUCAAAGGAGAUUUAUGACAUCAACAGAUCUGAUGGUUCAUGAGACUUGUCAUAACAAGAGUGUUUGUUAUGCAUGUUCAGCAAAGUUUGAUUCAUUUGAACAGCUCACUAAACAUAGUCGGAAGUGCAAAGCAAUCGCGAAUAAGGAGCCACAGAAGCCCAAGACUUUGGAGGAUGUUAAAAGACCAAUAAUUCGUGACACGUUUUCCAUCAGUCAACCGAAAACAAAACCAGAAAAUGUGACUUUUAAAUGUGAAUCAUGUGACGAAGAGUUCAGUGAUAAAUAUUAUCUGACGAUACACGAAGAGAUUUAUCAUACAAAGAGUGAACAAUGUAGUGAAGUGAAUGAAAAUGGUGAUGUGCAAAUGGAGGACACUUUAAGAAGUGUUUUUGGUAGUGAUAGCAGUUAGUUUUCUUUGAAUUACGUAUAUAUACAUAAUAUACGUGAGUUAUGGACUUAUGUGUAGUGGAAGUUAAGUUAAACUAAGACUUGACCUUUAUCCCACCUGAUGUUAUGUGAUGUGAUCGAAAGAUGGUAUGCGGUAGCUUAGAACAAAAUAUUGAUUUCUGGGGUGUGGAGAGUUUACCCUUCACAUAUAGAAACCUUACAGUGACAACAUGAUAUAACCUGCACAUACCUGUGAAGAAAUUUAAAGGUAUGUGAGAAGUCAACCCGCACUAGGUCUGCGUGGUUGACUAUGGCCUAGUUACCUAACUUGGAUAGACUCCUAGCCCCUCAGUGGUGACAUAUAGUGAGCUGAUGAUAAUAUAACCUGUAUAUCAAUGCUAGUGUUUUAAAUUUAGAUUGUUGUCACAGUGUAAACUAUUUUAUCUGAUGAAAAAAUUCUAGAAAUGAAACCUUUGCAAAUAUUUUUUCAAUAAAACAGUGUUUAACCUUGUUCAUUGGUUUAUAUCAGUUUAAAUUGUUACGAAACGCGGUAUUAUGUAUAAAAAUGUAGCAAUGACUUUUUUUUCCUAUAUUUUAUAAAUUGCAACAUUUUAUGUAUGUUAUUUUGUGCAUGUUUUUGUAUGUAAUAAAUUAGUAUAAAUUAAAUCUCAAC
Papilio xuthus (Asian swallowtail) is the source of this 2617-nucleotide messenger RNA. RefSeq names its product zinc finger protein 800. Gene Ontology annotation, cellular component: nucleus. NCBI's taxonomy places the organism in Eukaryota, Metazoa, Arthropoda, Insecta, Lepidoptera, Papilionidae. The record is from RefSeq and is a predicted model, not a curated record. Gene Ontology annotation, molecular function: zinc ion binding; DNA-binding transcription factor activity, RNA polymerase II-specific; sequence-specific DNA binding. The transcript has 11 exons. The coding region runs from base 104 to 1966 and encodes 620 amino acids. Gene Ontology annotation, biological process: regulation of transcription by RNA polymerase II.